ACAAAGGUUCAUGUUUAUCUUUUCAACAGCUGCUGAGAUAUUUCAGUGGAGACCAAAGUGAUUGAACAGUGAUGGACUAAAACAGGGCUAACAACAUGUGGGGGAAAGUUAAACUGAAGAUAACACAUGGAGUUCCAUAGAACACUGGUCAUAGUCAUGAUGUUAUGAGUCAACAAUGGUUACUGUCUGGGGUUCCAUCAGAAGUGAGACUAUCUAACUCUUCAGCCUGUGAGGAUCAUUUCACACAAACCUUUUGAAGAGAUCGCAUCUCAGUGAGACAGAGACAGAAGAUAUACAAACCGAACAACACGAGUACAGUUUACCAACUGAUACCAGAACAACCAGCAACCAUGUUUGCAAACCAGAACAGUUCCCUCAUCGCUCAAAUGGAGCUUGUUAAGAGCUUGAUGAAACUGACUCCAGAGGAGAGGAGGAAGGAGGUCAGGAGGAGGAUGUUUGAGGAGCUGAGAGCUGUGGAGAUGGAGCGCAGAGAGCGCGCCAUGGAGAAGCUCAAGAUGGAAAGAGAGGAAAGAGAACAAGUGGAAGAAAUGGUGAGGAGACAGAGAGAAAAGUCUCUGGAGGAGAGAGAGAUACAGGAGGCAAAACAGAGAGAGGAGGAGGAGAGGAAGGGCCAUGAACUGAAGGCCCUGCAGAAAGCAGAAGUAGACCAGCUGAAGCAAGAGAGGCUUCGCUGGUGUGACAAGAACGGAAUGCAGGUUGAGGAGGAGGAGCCAGGGAAGAGGCAGGAGGAGGCUGAGCUUCACCACCCACAGAGGGUGAGUGACAGAGCCAGCCGAGGAUGCCUGACCUCUGACCUGAAGUCUCCCAAACAUCAGGAGAAAAAGAAAACCCUGAUUAAUAACUGGGUUGGAGAGCCAAAAACAGAGAGCAAGGCCUUCAGAGAGAAGCCCAAACCAGACAACUCCAACUUCCUCCUCUUUUCUGUGAAGGAGUCCCCACAGUCUGAAGAAAAACCAGACAAGCAAACACCCAAACCCAAGGAGCCCAAGCAGUGGCUGCCAGACAGACUGAAGGUCCAGUACUGGAUGGGCAGAUACCAGGACCAUAAGGAGAAGAAGGAUGAGAAGAGGAAGCAGAAGGCUGAGGAUCAGUACGCUCGAUGGGCCGCCAUCAAGGCGAGCAGAGCCGGCCAUGCUUCCAGGCAGAACGACUCUUACACUGGAGGGUUUUCUGCAAACAGAAACAGCAUCCUCAAAUCCUUAUUUUAAUGUUCUUUACUUUGUUUCUGUGUUGUCUCGUGAUUAAGCACAAUAAAAACUAGCCAGAUGGCUGAAUCCAAA
This is a messenger RNA of Notolabrus celidotus (New Zealand spotty), 1301 nucleotides long. RefSeq names its product vicilin-like seed storage protein At2g18540. The transcript has 2 exons. The record is from RefSeq and is a predicted model, not a curated record. NCBI's taxonomy places the organism in Eukaryota, Metazoa, Chordata, Actinopteri, Labriformes, Labridae. The coding region runs from base 351 to 1229 and encodes 292 amino acids.